Alternaria postmessia is the source of this 2187-nucleotide messenger RNA. RefSeq lists its product as uncharacterized. Gene Ontology annotation, cellular component: transcription factor TFIIIB complex. Gene Ontology annotation, molecular function: TFIIIC-class transcription factor complex binding. Bases 1 to 2187 code for a protein of 728 amino acids. NCBI's taxonomy places the organism in Eukaryota, Fungi, Ascomycota, Dothideomycetes, Pleosporales, Pleosporaceae. The transcript is spliced from 2 exons. The record is from RefSeq and is a predicted model, not a curated record. Gene Ontology annotation, biological process: RNA polymerase III preinitiation complex assembly.
AUGUCUGCCGAGGACGCUUCAGGCGGCGACAAAGCGCCUGCGUCUGCACCUGCGCCAAAACCGGCGGCGGCGACUUUCAGUUCCUUCAUCAAUAAAAACACGACAGGCAAGAAAUUUGCACCCAAAGCCGCACGACGGAGACCUGGCGCCGCUGCUCCUGCUCCUGCUCCUGCCCCAACCCCCACGCCUUCUGCUGCGCCAGAGACACCGGCGGCGACUGCCGAAUCGCAAACUUCACAGACUCAACUCGAGACCUCGCAUGCGCCCGUCACUGAAGCUCCGAAUGUCCUACAGUUGCCCACACCAGCUGCCACCCAGGAACCCGCAGCAGAGACUGCUUCUCAACCCGCCCCGAGUACAGCCGAAUCCUCAACAGCGCUUCCACAGCCAACCCCGACCCCGACCCCCACCGAACCCCUCCCCACCCCAGCGCCUGCAAGUACAGAGACUCAGACACAAGCAGCUAGUGAGUCUCACGUUGCUGUACCGUCCUCGACAGACCCAGGUCUCACCACUCAAUACUUGGAGGAUGCGGGAAGCGAUGGUAGGUCACCUAAGAGACGUCGCAUAGAGGAGCCAGAGGUCGAGGCUACAGUCGAUACGCCAGCACCAGCAUCAGCAUAUGAUGGUGGAGAACAAAACAUCGACCCCAAUCUCGAAGCCUCAACUGCAGAUGCACAGGCUCUUCCACAACCGCGAAAGAGGAGGACGCUUCCUUGGGCAGCGGUGAACCACCCCCCAGAGGGCGAAGAGGACGCUGCUGCUGCGGAGCCAACCCGGAAGCCUCGCCAGCCGCCGAAGCCGCGAGCAAAGAAGAACGUUACAGCAGAUCCGGAUGCAGACCACGUCGCACAGGAAGAUGGAGACGAGGAAGAGGCUCAGCCCACCCGGAAGCGACCCGCUGCCAAACCCCGUGCGAAGAAAAAGGCCACCGAAGCUACCGCCCAGGACGGCGAGGGAGUCCCUGCCCCACCGAAGAAAGCCAGAAAGCCAAGAAAGCCUCGGGAAGCCCUAAGCAGCGAGAUUGUCCAAGGCACAGAAGACGAGGUCGGGCGCAUAGCCGAUGACAUCGUGGCGGCAGCCACGCGUCGCAAGCCAAAAGCAAAGAGAAGGAGGAAGGCCACUCCUGAAGGCGACGAAGUCGAUGGUAUUGAAGGUGAAGAAGGCACAAGGAAAGAAAAGAAACGGAAGGGAAGACCGCCACGAGAGCCCACGCCAUCCGAUGCCGAAGACCAGACCAUCGACCCUGAUGUCACUUACAUGGAUUCUCUAGCAGCUCGGACUGUUCGCAUUGGAAAACUGUCUGCGCUUGAGAAGCAGAUGCGUACCAUUGACUGGGAUGCAGUCAAGCAACGUCGAAGAGAGGAAGACAACAAAAAGGUCAUCUCGAGGGAGGAACAAGAGAAGGCCGACGCAGCCCUGGCUGCUGCGGGGGCAGAGCUGGCGGCUGCACAAGUCGAGCAGGGUCCUAGAUUACGCUUGAAUGCAGACGGCGUCAUGGAACUAGUACCUGACUCUGGGGUAAUCGAUCGAGAGGGUGACGCAGACCGCAUCAUCAACGAAAUGGUUGUCACAGAAGACCAAGAUAUCACUGCACGUCUCACAACCCGUAGCUUCAUGAAAAACAACAAGCGCUUCCCUAAUGAGUUCCUUCUGCCUGGCCAGGGCCGACGUUGGAACGAUGUCCUCACAAAGAAAUUCUACGAGGCCCUCGAGUCUUUUGGUACAGACUUUCAGAUGAUAUCCCAGAUGUUUCCAGGUUUCACACGGCGCUCCAUCAAGACCAAGUUCACCCGCGAAGAGCGUGAAAACCCGGACCGUGUGAGGGAAGCUCUCCAAGGAAGAUGCAAGAUCAACGAAGGCGGAUGGGACAAGUUCUUGAUGGAGUCGGAGAAGACGGAAGAGUCUUUCGCAGACGCAGAUAAGAUCAAGCGCGAAUUGGCCGAACACGAGGCGGAGAUGCGAGAGAAAAUCGCUGCUGCACAAGCAGAAGCCCAAGAGAGGAAACGGCAACGUGAGAUUGCCGGCGUUGAUGCAGAUGGUAACCCGCUGGGUGAUGGAACAAACAAGGAGAAUGGCAAGGGAAAGAAGAAGAGGGGGAAGAACAAGCAGGUCGCCUUCCAGGAAGAGCAGGGUGUGGAGAUUGUUGGAGAGAUUGGCGAUGAUGAUACUUGGGGCCAGGAGUAA